Molecule: messenger RNA, 1425 nt
Organism: Schizophyllum commune H4-8
Lineage: Eukaryota; Fungi; Basidiomycota; Agaricomycetes; Agaricales; Schizophyllaceae
Exons: 2
Coding region: 16-1326 (436 amino acids)
Biological process (GO): mRNA splicing, via spliceosome
Cellular component (GO): spliceosomal complex
Molecular function (GO): nucleic acid binding
Source: RefSeq, a predicted model, not a curated record
UUGCUUCCUACCACGAUGUCGCAGAAAGUCUCCUUCACCGUCAGACGACCGACGCCAGUGUCAAGGGACAACUCGUCCGGACCAGAAUCAGACGGCUCAGGCUUCAAGGUUCCAGGACUUCCCCGGCACUUAAAGAAUGAGUCGGUCCCCGGGAGUCCCCUCGCGCAGAGCGCAAGUACGUCCCCGAGGCGUUACAUCGACUCUAGCGACGAGGAGGAUGAAGAAGCGGUCGAGCUGGUAGACGAGUUUGACAAGAUCGGUGGCGCGCGACGACGUGACAAGGCCAAGGCGGCACCCAAGGGACCCCUCGUCAUUCAACCCGCACCCAAUCGUGACUGGCGCGAACUCGCACGAAGGCGCCGUGGGCAAUUUGUCCCCGCUUCAGCCGCAGCGACCACCGGCGCCGAUGGCAGCGUCGGCGGCCUCGGUACGCGCGACACGAUCAACACUGGCCCCGUCCUCGCCGGUCUGCAGGUCAAGCAUCGUGAGGUCAAGGUCGAAGGCGACGACGUCACAGUAAAAGAGGAGGAGGAAACCACGGCCAUGGCCGUCGACGAAGAGACCGACGACCAGAAAGCCCUUCGCGCGAUCCUUGCCACCGCCGACGGCCGUACGCAGGAGGAUGGGCCCGUCAUUGACGUUAUCCGCCCCGUCUCUGAGGCCGAGGCGCUCAAGCAGGAUGUGGACGAGUUGCCGGACCAAGCGACGCUCGAAGACUACGAGCGUGUGCCGGUGUCGCAGUUCGGCGCGGCGCUGCUGCGCGGCAUGGGUUGGAAGGAGGGCAUGGCGGCGACGCGCAAGCCCGGAAGAGGAAUGGUCGAGCCAUAUAUGCCGGAGGCGCGCCCGGCGCUACUCGGCAUUGGCGCGAAAGAGCAAGAGGUCUAUGAUGAUGGGUCGAAGAAGCCCGCGUACAAGAAGCGGCCCGACAAGCGCUACGUGCCCGUCAUCAAGAAAGAGAGGGAGGAGUCGCAGCCGAGGAAUGACCGCGAGCGCGACGGGAAGAGCGAACGACGACGCGAUAGGUCGUACUCGCCGCGCAGGAGUGACCGGGAGGAUAGACGAGGCGACCGCGACGACAAGUACAGGAGUCGCGACAGAGACCGAGACGAUAAGUAUCGCGACCGAGAUGACAAGUACCGUGAAGACAAGUACAAGGAUCGCGACGACAAGUAUAGAGACCGCGACAGCAAGUACCGCGACCGCGACGACAGCAAAUACCGGGAGCGGGAAGACAGCAGUAGGCGGAAGGAGAAAGAUUACCAUGAUGAUCGGGAGCGGCGCAGGGAUCGCUCAAGGGACGCGACGCGCCGGCGGAGGGACUACUGAGGUGGCAAACCUCACAGCAGUGGUCUCUCGGUUCGUCCUUUCGUAUCUGUAUCAUGUAUAUUGUGUCCGCUAUACAUCUGCAGGUCGCACUCAACCUUC